This is a messenger RNA of Dendrobium catenatum, 627 nucleotides long. Its product is annotated as homeobox-leucine zipper protein HOX15-like. Bases 1 to 627 code for a protein of 208 amino acids. Gene Ontology annotation, molecular function: sequence-specific DNA binding; DNA-binding transcription factor activity, RNA polymerase II-specific. The transcript has 2 exons. Gene Ontology annotation, biological process: regulation of DNA-templated transcription. The record is from RefSeq and is a predicted model, not a curated record. NCBI's taxonomy places the organism in Eukaryota, Viridiplantae, Streptophyta, Magnoliopsida, Asparagales, Orchidaceae.
AUGGGAGAAGAAGAGAUGUGUGACACAACGCUCGGCUUGGGGAUAGGGAAAGGGGGGUACAAGGAGGGAAAAGGAAGGCGUUGUGAGGCUGAUCCGACGGUCAGGCUUCAUCUCUGGUUCCCUAGUUGUCCGAAGAAGGAAAUAGAAGAAGAAGUGGAAGAGGAGAGGAAGCAGAGAUUAACAAAGAGUAAAAGCGAGGAUGAUGAUGAUAACAAGUUGCAUGGAGCGAGGAAGAAGCUCCGUUUGAAUCCGGAGCAAUCUAGCAUGCUCGAGGAAAGCUUUCGAGCUCAUAACACUCUUACAUCUCUUCAGAAAGAAGAGCUGGCUCAGAAGCUUGGUCUUUUUCCCCGGCAAGUCGAAGUCUGGUUCCAAAACAGGAGGGCUAGAACUAAGCUGAAGCAAACAGAAGUGGACUGCGAGGUACUGAGGACCUGGUGUGAGAAUCUAAGGGAUGAGAACAGGAGGCUGAGAAUGGAGUUACAGGAGCUCAGGUUCUAUACUGAGGUGUCCAAAGUUGAAGAAACAAGAGUUUGUUCAUCAUGCGAGGAGCUUAUGUCUGUGGAGGAGAAGGGAGGAGGCUUUGUUCUGGGGAAGAAGAGGGCUAGGGUUCUUCAGCUUUGCAAUUAG